Guyanagaster necrorhizus is the source of this 1919-nucleotide messenger RNA. RefSeq lists its product as uncharacterized. NCBI's taxonomy places the organism in Eukaryota, Fungi, Basidiomycota, Agaricomycetes, Agaricales, Physalacriaceae. The transcript has 4 exons. The coding region runs from base 398 to 1855 and encodes 485 amino acids. The record is from RefSeq and is a predicted model, not a curated record.
GUUUUAGGCAGGUCGCGCCCCAGCUAAGGGAUCUUAUUGUCUCGCGAGCCCCCGAAAACUGGUCCUACCCCCACGCAACCUUUACCUUUCGUCGUCCAGCGGCACGCGUUGUUGUUGACAUGGCACCCUGCUCUAAUCCUGGAUCGUUUGGGUCAGCGAACUCACAAAAAGCUCUUUAUUCCCUACGAUGACCAGCCUAUCGACCAACAAAUCUCAGGAGUCGAGUACGCCGACUUUCACUGUUUCAUACCACGAAGACAAUGCCGGGAAAUGGGCAACCGCUUUUCUUUUCUUUUUCUAUCUUUUUAUCUGGUUCAGACGAUGACAACGAGGACGAGUAUAAAAUCGAUAUGCUUCUCUCUGGAGUGCUCCAGUACUGGUACUUUCUCUGCGAGAAAUGCAUCCUCAUCGUCUCACUGCUGUGCGCUUCUACAAAGUUUCUGAUGAUGUCCUCAUCAGUAUUUUGGAGCAUCUUGACCCACCGUCUCUUUGGCGUGCCUGCAAGGCGUUCCGUCGUAUCUACAACAUCGUUAUGGAAUUUCAAGUUCUUCGCUACCGCUUUGAGUUGGCUGUCAUGGGAAUGAAAGACGGCGCGGUGUCCUAUGCUCGCGCACCUCCCAUCGUUCGAGCUCAACUCCUUCUGACCUACAAGAAAGACUGGCCAAAGCUCCAAUGGACCCACGAAUCUCAGUUAGAAAUCCCCAUGCCAGUCAUCGCAGGUGUCUCCGACAAAUUCAUCUUUCAAAUACAUAACCACGGCGUUUUCAACACCUUGGACCUAUCAGAGCUUCCUUCCUGCAGGACGAAUCGGCCUCCGUCCCAAACGCGUCAUCUCAAGUACACUUUGUCACAGAUUGAGGGCUUGGCUGUCGACGGGUCUCAAGGUCUCAUCGUUACAAGCCACGUUUUCACUCACAAUGGAAAAGUCUGCGUUUCACUAUCCUUUAAGGAUAUCGGAACCAACAAGAAGCACCGUCACGCGAUUACUCCAUCUUUCGAUGUCUCGACCGCAAUCGCUACGCGAGUCAUCGGUGUUAACACCUUGAUUUGUGGUUCAAAAGUCACAGUUGGUUUGAAUUUCCACGGAGGGAAGACCCUUCGCCUACUGAUGAAUUGGCGUACAAUGGAAGCGACGUGGCUGGAGGAUCUGGAUAUCUAUUUCGUAGACGAAAACCACCUUCUCGGUAUCUGCCAAGAUCGAAAGACAGGUUCUUACGUUCUGAACUCUUACGGAAUCUAUGACGUGGGGAAGAUGUCCAUUGUGAAUCAAUAUGAACUUCCCGAAGCCUGGAAAGGUUGUUCAUAUUUCGCGUUUUCGACUAACACUUCUUCGAGGACCGACAAUGAACCGUCUUCCAAUGCACUUUUCUACGCUGCCCCUGAAGUUCGUAUGCUUGCAAUCACCGCAAAGAUCCGCCCCGGACAUACCGCGUGCGAAUGGCUCUUCGUCCGAGAGUCGUUCGUCAAAUAUCCGGCGAGGAAGGGGUUCCUGCCCUGGUCGUAUUGGAGUGCUUUCUGCAUGGUGAAGGAUUUGCGAAAGUAUGGACCUUAUAUCCGGGGACCCUUGAUUGUCGGAUCUAGGGCGUUCUUCACCGAGGUGGAUAAUGUUAAUGGGGGAAGGAGCCGACUUCAUACUAUUGAUUUUUCCCCAUUUCCGGACUCGUACAGCAAGUCUACACAAUCCUGGACAUGGAUUGGCUGUCGAGCUUCAUUCAUUCCGGCGGAGACUUCGCGUUUAAUCGCGUUUGAAGGGCUGAUCCUUCAGCAGUUCAGCGUUACGGAAGACAAUCUGAUCUUUAUCCUCGUGAGGUCUACCGUCUCGCACUUGACCGACGCUGAUACCUUCAUAGGAUGAUGGGCACACAGCUACGAUGAUCGCAAAGGUUAUGACCUUUGGAGCACCGCCUAUUCGUAGGGCU